Argentina anserina (silverweed cinquefoil) is the source of this 2022-nucleotide messenger RNA. RefSeq names its product L-type lectin-domain containing receptor kinase IX.1-like. Gene Ontology annotation, cellular component: plasma membrane. Bases 1 to 1959 code for a protein of 652 amino acids. Gene Ontology annotation, biological process: protein phosphorylation. Gene Ontology annotation, molecular function: protein kinase activity; carbohydrate binding; ATP binding. NCBI's taxonomy places the organism in Eukaryota, Viridiplantae, Streptophyta, Magnoliopsida, Rosales, Rosaceae. The record is from RefSeq and is a predicted model, not a curated record. The transcript has a single exon.
AUGCAUGAAAUCAUGUCUGCAACUUUUCAUCUUCACUCCAUCAUUCUCAUCUUCCUCCUAAUUAUUCCCCUUUGCCAUCCACUUUCCUUCAGUAUCAAUCACUUCGACGAAACUACAACUAAGAUCCUCUACGAGGGUGAUGCAGCUCCUUCUUCCAACGGUUCAGGAAUCAUUGAGCUCAACACAGCAGAUUUUUGCCGUGUUGGCCGGGCUACCCAUGCAGAGCCGUUGCACUUGUGGGAAGGGUCAUCACUUGCUGCAGACUUCACCACCAACUUCUCCUUUGUGGUCGACACUCUUAACCAAAGCUUUGCUGAUGGAUUCGUCUUCUACCUCGCUCCAGUCCACUACCCUAUUCCACCUAACUCCGCAGGUCAAGACCUAGGCUUGUACAACACCACCACUCGUUUUGCAGAGUCCAACCAGCUUGUGACGGUGGAGUUCGACACUCUGUCCAACCCCUGGGAUCCGCCGGGGCCGCACAUCGGGAUCAAUGACAAGACCAUCUCCUCAGUUGUUCAUGCAAGCUGGGAUCCUAAACUCCACAGUGGCAAAGAAUGUCGUGCGAGGAUAACAUACAAUGCGACUACCAACAACCUCAUUUUGUUGUGGACAUACGAGCAGAGUUUGGCAGCAGAGUUCUCUUCCCUUUCACUUAAUAUUGACCUCAGAAAGUCGCUCCCCGAGUGGGUUACAAUCAGAUUCUCAUCUGCUACAGGCCUUCUCUUUGAGCGGCAUGUUAUAAGUUCAUGGGAAUUCAGUAGUUCAGAUAUAGAGUCCGGUGCGAGCCGACGGAGGAUAGACUUGAAUAUCAGGGUCACUGCAGCAGCAGCAGUUCUUCUCUUGAUUUUGAUGCUUUGUGUGGCGUACUGGUGGGUGGUACGAAAGCGGAUGAAGAGGGCUCGUGGAUAUGGAAAUGAGGAAGAUGACACCUCCAGUGUUGCUUCAGAUAUUCAGAUAUUAGCCUUGCCGAGACAAUUUACUUAUCAAGAACUAGUUGCAGCCACCAAUGGAUUUGCAAACGACAGAAGGCUAGGCCAAGGAGGAUCAGGACAAGUUUAUAAAGGGAUCAUACAAGAUCUAGGUUGUGCAGUUGCUGUGAAGAGAAUAUUUGCACAAUCCGACAAGAACUAUGAGAAAAUCUUCAUCAACGAAGCCAGGAUCAUAAGCCGCAUCAUACAUAAAAGCUUAGUGCAGUUUAUUGGAUGGUGUCAUGAGCAAGGCGAAUGCUUGCUUGUAUAUGCAUACAUGCCAAACAGCAGCCUCGACACACAUCUAUUUGGCCCUAAAGCAACUUUACAAUGGGAGUUCAGGUAUAGAAUAGCUCAAGGCUUGGCCUCUGCUCUUCAUUAUCUACACGAGGAUGCAGAGCAGUGCGUCCUUCACAGAGAUAUCAAAUCGGCUAAUAUUCUGUUGGACAACGAUUUCAGUACUAAACUUGGUGAUUUCGGGAUCGCUAAGCUCGUGGAUCCACGGCUAAGGACUCAAAAUACAGGUGUUGUAGGGACCUUUGGAUAUAUGGCCCCGGAAUAUAUUGCUCAAGGGAGGGCAAGCAAAGAAUCAGACAUGUUUAGCUUUGGAGUUGUGGCCUUCGAAAUCGCUUGUGGAAUGAGGACUUACCAGGACGGAGAGUUCCAUCUACCGCUUUAUAUCAGGGUCUGGCAUUUGUACCUUUCAGGAAAUAUUCUGGAUGCAGCAGAUGAGAGAUUGGGUGUGGAUUUUGAUCAAAAUGAAAUGGAGUGCUUGUUGAUGGUUGGUUUAUGGUGCUGUAACCCCAACAGCAAAGAAAGGCCAAAAGCAGGACAAGUGAUGAAGGUUCUCCAGCUUGAAGCACCAUUGCCAAAUCUUCCACAUAUUAUGCCCCAUUACCCAAUGCAUCAAUCGCAGCGACAAACUCAAUCUGGUUCCUCGCAGUCGCAGUUAUCCCUAACUUCUAGCUUGAACAUAGUAGGUCGUUAAAUCAUGUAUAAUGACUGCCAUAAUGCCAUUGAACUACUGGAUCAAACUACUUUUCAAAUGAAU